Drosophila innubila is the source of this 3349-nucleotide messenger RNA. RefSeq lists its product as uncharacterized. Bases 480 to 2834 code for a protein of 784 amino acids. The record is from RefSeq and is a predicted model, not a curated record. NCBI's taxonomy places the organism in Eukaryota, Metazoa, Arthropoda, Insecta, Diptera, Drosophilidae. The transcript is spliced from 10 exons. Gene Ontology annotation, molecular function: carbohydrate binding.
CUGCUGCCUUUUAUUGAUCUCAAUGUGGUAUGCCCCUUUCCAGUUAAUAAUUAAUGCAGAAUCGUUUUUGUGCCGCAACAGAAAAUUGUGAAAUUCGUGCACUUCCUGGCAAUAAAAGUGAGCGAAAAGUGAGCGAAAAGUGAAGCCAAAAUUGAGAAGGCAAAGUGCUGAAAAAAACACAGCUAAAUAAAAAGUGAAAAAGUGAAAAAGAAGGACGACAGGACGACAGGACAACGCCGUCGGCAACGCAAAUCGCCAACCGAAUCCAACUGACAUCCGUUCCGAAGAUAAACAAUUAAAAAAAAUACAAAUAAAAAUAACAACAGAAAAAAAACAGCCUGGAAAAAUUGUAAAUAAAAGUACAUUUGUUUUUCAAUUAAACAAAAGUCCAUGCGAGCUUCGAUUGUUGCAAGUUGCGGCAAGCGGUGCAGCGGCUGUUGCAGCUUAACGCAGCUGCCACACGAGCGGGAGUGCCUGUAAUGCCGGCCACCGGCGGUUGCAAGUCUGUCGUGUGUGGGGCCAUGUGGGGCAUGUGGGGCAAGUGGGGCAAGUGCUCGACCCGCAGGAUAAUGGAUUAUUCGCAGACAAAGUGUUUGAUUCUCUCGUUUCUGUGCGCUUUGAGUGCCGCUCGUGCUGAAGGCGAAAUCAUAUUCCGGAUUGAUCCCUUGGCUCUUUUAUCGGCCACACUGCGCACAUAUCAGAAAGCGGCCUGUGAUACGGAUCAGGUGGUAAUUGCUUGCCCGCGCGGCACCAGCAUCUCAAUUGAAUUUGCCCAGUACAACAAGUUCGUGGCGAAAGAUGGCUACAGCAUAGAGGAGCUGUGCCCCAUCACAGGCACCGUUAGGCCCGAGAUCCGUGGCAAGGCGAAGCAUCUACUGCGAGGCUCCAUCUUUGGUUCCUCCAAUCAGAAAGUGCCCGCCAAUCGGUAUGUGAAUGGCGGCUAUGCCAUCGCCAUGGAGGUGCCAACUCCAGUUGCCACAAUAACGAGUCCAACCGGCACCGAAUCUUCAACGGAUGAUGCUCUAAAUAGCGACAGUUCCUCCUCCUCCUCAUCCUCGUCUCCGGAGAACUGUAUGUGGCCCAAUGCUCUUCAGUACUCCUUGCUGCAGACCGUGGUGGAGGCUUGCCAGAAGAAGAAGCACUGCAAAUUUCACGGCUCCCCGCAGUUCUAUGGACUGGGCGCCAGCGGAGUGGGCGAUUCAUCCGGCACCAGCAGCUAUCACAGCAGCACGGCCAGCUCCAAUGCAAUCAGCAGCGAUCCCUGUCCCAAGCGACGCAAAAUUGUUGAAGUCGCCUACAAAUGUCGUCCAUAUGAGUUUCGCAGCAAGGUGGCUUGUCAUAACGAUGUCGCACAGUUGGAGUGCAACCCGUACUCAAGAAUUGCCGUGUACAGCGCGAGUUUCGGACGCACGGAGUACGAAAGCAUUCAAUGUCCUCAGCCACAGGGAGUGCGAGAGGAGACGUGCCUGGCAUCGUUUGCCACGGAGACUGUGAUGCAAAUUUGCCAUGGACGAAGGCGUUGCAACCUGGCAGCAGAUGCGAAUACUUUUGGCACUCCCUGUCAGCCCAACUCACGAAUGUAUCUGAAGGUUGUUUACACAUGCGUGCCCAAGCAAGUGCUCAAGGAGAGCAACGAGUCCGAAGUGGAGGCCGACGAGACGGAGGACUUUGAGGGCGACAUCAACGACCUGUAUGACGACGAGCUCAUCUACAAGGAGUCGGAAGCGAUUCCCAAGCUCUACAGCAAUACCACGAAAACAUCUCAGGGCAAUGGAACCAACGGCAGCAGCACUAGACUCCAAACUAACUCCAAUCCAGAUGGCAUUCAGAGCAUGACAAACGGCUCACUGGAUGCAGAUACCCACGAUGGCAGUGGCGUCAAUCCCGUGAUGACACACAGCUCCGACCUAAGCCUCGAGGACGACCAGCAGCGUUUCUAUUUGUAUCUGUUAAUCGUCGGAUCGGUGGGAGUUCUCUUCUCCAUUGUCAUUGUCGCCACGCGUCUUGUCCUGCAGAAGCGAAGGAUGGGAAGCGACUCUCACUCCAACUCCUCGACAAAGGGAGGCGGCACUGGAGGAUUGGCCGAUGAGACGACCAUUCCCAGUGGCUUUAAUGACACCAUUUCCGAGAUAGACGCCGACAUUGAUCUGACCACAUCGAUUCCUGUGCCCAGUGUGUCCAAGAACGAGAACUACAUUACGUAUGCACCUGCUGGAAGUCUCUAUGCCAGCCUCGGUCCCAAUCAAUUAACCACAGUGGGAGCAACGGCAACGACAGCUGGCUUGAUUCCCAGCUCUCUCCUGGUGGGAGCUCGACAGUCGCCGGAUCUGAUCGGCAUCUCUGCCAACUCCUAUGUGGCCACAAGCAGCGCAGGCACUGUUAAUCCUGGCCAGGCACAAAUGACUGGUAUUUUGGCUCCUGCCAUUGUAAUUGGCGCUAAUGGACCCGGAGGUCCUUUGCCCGGCAGCAGCGGCAUAAACACCAUGGUACCGAUUACUUCACUGACCCAAUACACCACAGCACCCACAAUCCGAGGAGGCUAUCUCAUCAAUGCCGAGAGCGUGGGCGUGCUCCAAAGACCGAGCAACACACCGACGCCGCCUUCGUCUUUGGCGAGCGGUUCCCCGGCGCAUCCUGCGGCUCAGCAGACACCGACAACAUCGCCGUUGGCCAUGACACCGCUGAGUCAUGUCCAGGCGCCAGGCACAUCCACAUUGAGACGGGCAAAGCCGGGCACGACUGCCAUGCUGCAUCCUCAGCUCUCCUACGACGGCACGGCACCAAGGACCCUCUCAACUGGUUUGUCCGUCAGCUCGCAGUUCUAUUACGGAUGACCCAGCACCGUGGAUUGUGAACCUCAUGUCUAUACCACGACCAUCAGUGUGACCUCCCCCAAUGUCCAGAGUUAUGCCAGGCAGAAUAUGCCAGCCAAUCCCUCCGCUGACUCCGAUGUUGAGGCAACUCUGGCACCCUAGCUGGAAGCCAUCAAAAGUACCGCACAAGACAAUACAAAUCCACAGGGGACAAUUGCAAACAACAAGUCGAAUUCAUCCGAAAAACCGGAGCAGGUGUGUACGGAGUGAGUGAAAGGACAACACUAAAUAAUGAUGAUGAUCAUGAUGUCUGUUUUUAAAAGAUUUAUUUAAGCUAAGGCAUACUCGUAUAUAAAUGUAUUCCAAUGGACGAGCUUCCUGUAAAUGUAAAUUAUGAAUGUGUGCAACAGACAGACGACUACUUGAAUAACUUUAGGAUAAAUCUCUGUUUCUCAUAGCGACUUCUAGGGUAGAACAAUGUUAAGCUUAAGCUCAAAUAAAACUCUUUGUCUGUGGCAUUGAAUUUUCCAAGCAAA